AUGGGGCACAAGAGGAACCAGCAAUAUAGGAGACCCAAAAAGGGCAAAAAAAAAAACAAGAAGAAUACCAAGAAUUCUAGGAAGAAGAAGCAGAAAUAUCAAAAAAAGAAUAUUGUUCAAGAAUUCGUCCAAAAAGUUACCCCAGUAGUUAUUCCAAAGCUAUUCCAGAAGCUAUUCCAGAAGCUAUUCCAGAAGCUAUUUCAGAAGCUAUUCCAGAAGCUAUUUCAGAAGCUAUUCCAGAACCUAUUUCAGAACCUAUUUCAGAACCUAUUCCAGAAGCUAUUUCAGAACCUAUUUCAGAACCUAUUUCAGAACCUAUUUCAGAACCUAUUUCAGAACCUAUUUCAGAACCUAUUUCAGAACCUAUUUCAGAACCUAUUCCAGAACCUAUUUCAGAACCUAUUCCAGAACCUAUUUCAGAACCUAUUUCAGAACCUAUUUCAGAAGCUAUUCCAGAACCUAUUUCAGAACCUAUUUCAGAACCUAUUUCAGAACCUAUUCCAAACAGAUGUAGAGAGAGCUGCCAGAGUAGAUGAUGCGCCAGGAGAUCAACUGGACGCAGAUCUAAAAGCUGCAAGUGAGUCGGUUGCUGUUGAAAAAGAUCAAGAGAAUGUCCUCAGUGUUGUUGAGCCACCUGUUCCUACAGUUUAUUCCAUUCCCUCAGUGGUGGAGAGUUCAGAAGAAGAGUUGGAAAGUGUGGUAGUUACGAAUUUGAGUAGUCCUCGAAAUAGAGAAGAAAACGAAAUCGAGAAAGAAAUCGAUUUAUUGGAAAACUGCGUCGAGGGAUCUAUUGAACAGGGCUUGGAAGUGAUGCCCAAUGCUGAAAGAGAAGAUUUUGUGCAAAUGGUAAAAUGCAUGAAAAAUAGAAUUCAGGGAAAAUUGAUGCAUUUUAUGACGCUGUUUAAGGAGAGUUGGGCAAGAAAUGCAAAAAGCGUAUUAGAUUUGUCCAAGUUUAUUUCAUAUGACCAAGUGGAAUGUGUGCAAGAUCUGAUGAGUUGUAUAGAACAUACUUUGGAGCACAUUAGUCAGCAGUUUGAACCUGCUUCGCCUGCUUCAGGGGAACGCCUUGAGUUGCUGCCAAAAGGCACCACUGAAUGCACGGUUGAUAGUAAAGAACUGUUGGCCAGGGAUGUGGAAGAGUACGAUUUGAAAGGUGUUAGAGCGCUUUUCAAAGAGUCUGUGGAAGCCACAAAGGACUUGGCGAAUUUGUUGUUGAAGGACUAUGCAGUGUGCGAUUUGAAAGGUGUUAGAGCGCUUUUCAAAGAGUCUGCAGAAUCCAAAAAGAACUUGACGAAUGUGUUGUUGAAGGACUAUGCAGUGUGCGAUUUGAAAGGUGUUAGAGCGCUUUUCAGAGAGGCUGCAGAAUCCACAAAGGACUUGACGAAUGUGUUGUUAAAGGACUAUGCAGUGUGCGAUUUGAAAGGUGUUAGAGCGCUUUUCAAAGAGUCUGCGGAAUCCACAAAGGACUUUGCGAAUGUGUUGUCGAAAGACUAUGCAGUGUAUGAUUUGAAAGGUGUUAGAGCGCUUUUCAAAGAGUCUGCAGAAUCCAAAAAGGACUUGACGAAUGUGUUGUUAAAGGACUAUGCAGUGUACGAUUUGAAGGGUGUUAGAGCGCUUUUCAGAGAGGCUGCAGAAUCCACAAAGGAAUUGACGAAUGUGUUGUUAAAGGACUAUGCAGUGUGCGAUUUGAAAGGUGUUAGAGCGCUUUUCAAAGAGCCUGCGGAAUCCACAAAGGACUUUGCGAAUGUGUUGUCGAAGGACUAUGCAGAAUGCGAUUUGAAAAGUGUUAGAGCGCUUUUCAGAGAGGCUGCAGAGUUGUUGGAGGUUGUAAAUGAGGAACCCCGUAGUGUUCUUUAUUUACCUCAUUCAAAGGGAUUUUCUACUUGUUUCUGGAAAACACGGUACUGCGAGGUGAGAAACAUCUGCCAAACAUCGUACUAUGGUGUUUUUCAGUACAUUCAUGGUAGAAAGUACGACAUGCACAGGUCGCUUUGUAAUGUAAAGAUGGAAUAUAAUUUUGAUAGAGGACUAGUUAAGAGGACGAAGGCUGUUUACACGAUCACAGUGAGGAGGGGCAAAGAGAAAAUAACGAAGAGAGCAAGUGCAGAAGUAAUGAAAGGGCCAUAUUUUUCCAGGGAAAAGAGCAUGGUAAUAGAGGACUGUGGUGCUGAUUGCGGAAUUGUGAGUAAGAUCCAAAGUGAAAGCGGAAAUGGAAGUGGAAACGGAAGUGGAUGCAGAAGCGGAAACAUGCGUGGAUGUGACUACGUGCAGGGAAGCGGAAGCGUUUGUGGAAGCAGGAAUGCACGUGGAAGCGGAAAUGUGUACCGAAGCGGAUGCAGAAAUGGAAGUGGAAACGGACGUGGAAGUGGAAGCGGAGGUGGAGACAAACGAGGAAACAAUAACCAAGGAGAUGGUCCUUCGGGUGGAGAAAAUUCCUCUUCGGAUGAUCAAGGUCAUGCAGAUGAUGAGCAAUCAUCAAGUGAAGAUGACCAAUCAGAUGAAGAAAAGGAAAAAUGGAAAAGGAAGGGUGGUCAGAAGAAUGGUGAAAGGAAAGUAGAGAAAAAGAUGAGCAGAGGUCGCUCUGGUUUUGUGCUGCCCUGGAGCUCUUCCGGAAAAGCUGGUGAGGAAAGCUUAAAAAGAGAGGACGAUACGGGUAACAGUCAGUAUAGGAUGCCUUGGGAAAGAUGUGCCGAGAAGAAAGAUGUUGUUAUGCCCUCCAAAGGUGAAGAGACCUAUGUGCGCAACAGUUUUAGAGGAAAUAGGCGGGACAGGGGUGUAAAGCGAGAAGAAGAGAGUCUAAAAAGGGAGGACGACUUUAAAAGGGAAGAUUGCCAGGAUGCCACUGGUGAUGUUGCACCGUGGUACGCGAGUAUUGAGAGUGAGCGUAGUGGUUCAAAAGGGAGCCACGAAAAAAGAAGUAGCUCAUUGUUGAUACUAGCGCGUAGGAUCCAAAAGAAUAACGGUACAGGUGAAUCGAAUGAGGGAAAUGGGACAGGUAGUUUGUUUGACGGUGUUGAUUUAGGCAAUCUUGCAGUUGCAGCUGCACAGAGUGUCGGAAAUCAGCUGGGUCAGAGGGGUGCAGCAAUUAAUGACGCACAGCCUGGUAACAGCGGUAGUGGAAGCAGUGAUGAUGGGAAUUCCGAUGUAAGCACUCAUAUUGAUGAGGAAAGUAAUGACAGCGAAAGGAUCCCGGAACCAGAUAAUGAACACAAUGGUGAGACACAACACACAGAUGCUAGUGAAAAGGGAGAAACAACUAUAACCCCUGAUGAAAGUGACUUAGAGAAAGAGACUGUGCAUAUGAAGAAAGUGCUGAUAGGGAAUUAUAGAGAAAGAAAUGCAUAUGUUAUGAACCGAAUGCGUGACACAUCAGAAUAUAUGCUCCCAAAAGUAAAUGAAAUGCCUGAGGACAGAAAGCUUAACAAGAUUAGAAACAUGUAUAACCGUCGUCCAAAUGUAGCAGGUAGAAGAAAGUAUAGAAAGUAUGCAGACAAAGAAGGGGGCAAGAAUUGGAAAGAAAUUUCACGUGUUCUAAAAUAUGCAGAAGGUAUUGUAUCGGAAUUUAUUUCAUGCUUCAAGAAAAACAAUAAAUUCAGCCGUGAGUACUCGACGAAAUAUUAUUAUGGAAAGAGAAUUCAAAGUGUAUUCCCAAAGUAUCGCUUCUCUGAGUGUAAGAAGGUGUUUACAUAUUUUGAAAGGAUGACAACGAAUCCCAUUAUUGAAAAGGAAAGAGACGAUUAUCUAGAAAGCGCAUUCGAAAUGUUCCAGUUGGACAGCAACGACGAUUCAUAUAUUGAAAUUAUAGAGUGGUGCAGAGAAGCUAUUUUAGAGGUUAUGAGGUCCAUAAGAGAAAAUAUAAGAGAUAUAGGAUCUGCUGAUAUGAAAAACAAAAUUAGAGAGUAUAGAGAGCGUUACCGAACAAGCACUGAGGAGGCAGAUGGUAUAUAUGCUGAAGAUCAUCCGUACAUUAUAGCUUUGAAAAAAAUCGAUGAUUGUUUCAGCGAACUUCAAGAUAGAAUGUUGAAAGCGCAUAAGUUUGUGAAUUUUUACGAUUAUAAAAUGGACAGAAUUGUUAGGACCUACACAUCUCAGUUGAGCUACAGUUACAGAUUUGUACAUUAUUGGCUUCAUAUAUUGACAAGAUUAUUUACUGAUGUGCCUCAAGUGUGGAAUUUGCCAGGAGAAUUUCCUUCCCACGUGUUUGAAAGUUGUCAAGAAAAGAAGAAAGUGGUAGUGGUGCGAUUGAAGUUAGUACAAAUGAUGAAGAAAUUUAAGAGAUGUGUUGAAGACGGGAGCUACAAGCCUCAUACCUACAAAGAGAUGGAGACAGUUCGUGACGCAUACAAUAUUUAUAAGUACACCAAAAUAUUUUAUGAUCAGUUAUGUGAAGGGCUUAGAAUUCUUUCCGGGCGUGAGAUUCAUGGGGUGCAGGACGUAUAUAAUGAAAUUUGCGCACCGGGAUUUAACUUAGAGCCUUCAAAUAGCAUUGUGCAUUCUGCAAACCGCAUUAUUCGACGUAUUGGGUCGACGAACCCGUCCGAGUGGCCAACUGAUGACCAGGCGCUAAAUCUGCUUGGAGAAGCCGACGAAGAGAAUGACAACACUGCAGCAAAUGGAAAUUUAGAAAGGGACAACGCAGCAGACGACGAAGAAGAAAGGGACAGCCCAGUAGAUGAGGAAGCACAGAACAAUGCUGACAACGGCAGUCGUUACGAUGGGAAUACGAGUGACUCCUCAUAUAUUUGCUAUGGGAAUAGACUAGAUACGAUAGAAGAUUCCACGAACUACUACAAUGGUAUGUUAUAUGGAUCCACGGAAAUUGAAGAUAGCAACGAUUAUGGGGCUGUUCCAUGCUUAAUGGAUAUUCCGAGACAAAUAGGCACAGAAGAACUAUCUCCAACAGUAGAAAAUGUAACACACGACAGUUCCAGAAUUGUUGUAGGGGAAGUUAUAAAUGAUGAAAAUGGUAAUGAUGUUGAGGUGGCUUUAGAGAAUGUCCAGGAAAAUUUAGAGAUCGUCACAGUCGUACCGAUGGAGGCUCCUUCAAGUAACAUAGAAUUUUUAGACCUCGUACUGGUAGAUACUGCUGAGAAUAACUCGACACUUUUGGCUCAAGAACCGGUGGCAUCUACUCAAAAUGGAUUCAUUUCUGCGCACCAAGAAUCAGUGGCUCCUGUUCAAACCCGGGGGGGUUUUGUGCAAGCUGCUGUGGGUGCUAUUCAUAACAGUUCCAACUUGCGUUCAGAAGAACAAGUGGAAUCUACUCAAAAUGGAUUCAUUUUUUCACCUCGAGAGCCAGUGGCAUCUACUCAAAAUGGAUUCAUUCUUCCAGCCCAAGAAUCGGCUGCACCUACUAAGAAUGGAUUCAUUUUUUCACCUCGAGAGCCAGUGGCAUCUACUCAAAAUGGAUUCAUUCUUCCAGCCCAAGAAUCGGCUGCACCUACUAAGAAUGGAUUCAUUUUUUCACCUCGAGAGCCAGUGGCAUUUACUCAAAAUGGAUUCAUUCUUCCAGCCCAAGAAUCGGCUGCACCUACUAAGAAUGGAUUCAUUUUUUCACCUCGAGAGCCAGUGGCAUUUACUCAAAAUGGAUUCAUUCUUCCAGCCCAAGAAUCGGCUGCACCUACUCAAAAUGGAUUCAUUUUUUCGCCCCGAGAACCAGUGGCAUCUACUCAAAAUGGAUUCAUUUUUCCAGCCCAAGAAUCGGCUGCACCUACUCAAAAUGGAUUCAUUUUUCCAGCCCAAGAAUCGGCUAAACCUAUUCAAAAUAGCUUCGCAUUUUCGCACCAAGAAUCAGUGGCUCCUGUUCAAACCCGGGGGGGUUUUGUGCAAGCUGCUGUGGGUGCUGUUCACAACAGUUCCAACUUUUAUUCACAAGAACCAGUGGUGUCUGUGCAGAAUCAUGGGGGUGUUUCUGUUCAGGAACCAACUUGGACUUCACAAAAUAGUGUAAAAUUUAUGGAACAAAGGAACAACGAAAGUGCUAGAAGUGAAAAUAUUCGUUCAUAUAAUGGAGCAGCCGAAAACACAAGAAAUGAUUUAAGUUUCUUCGCUCUCGCCCAAGCAUCAAACGAAGAUAGCAAUUUCUGUGGAAACAUGGGAACCUCACCGAGGAAAUUUGAAGAUAGUGAAACAGUGCAUGAAGAAAGAGGCAAUAAGAGACAAAGAGGCAGUUUCAACUUUAGCAAUGCUAUACAGACUGGGUAUAACAACUACAACCAAAAUGAUGAAGAGUUGCCAAGACCAAUGGCAAAUUAUCCCAGUAAUUAUGGCAUGUGCAGUGAGCAUUUACCCGAUUUUCCACAGAACAAAAGAAGUGCGUAUAUUCUGGAUCCAAGAGAAAACCACAGGUCUGACAACAUGUUCAAGAGCGAGUCAGCACAGGACCAGAAUAUGUAUAACAGCCGUACGGGCACAUGGGAAAAACCUAAAAGUGAAGACGCAUUUUUCAAGGGCGAGGUGCACGAAGAGAGCAACAAAAAUUUUUUCCAUUCUACUAAUCCUAUGAAGGAGUACAACUCUGAGCAGAUAAGCAUGCAAGACAACUUAUCACAACCACCUUUCACUAGCCAAAGCUACAACAACACCAACAACAUGGACGACAUAUCAUACCAUUCAAACUUUAGCACUGGCAACUUCAACAGUGACAACUCAUCACAACCACCUUUCUCUAGCCAAGCCAAUUUUGGCACAGGCAACUUCUACAAUGACAAUUUGUUCAAUAACCAAGAUCCGAUGAUAGGUCUCCAGAGCAAUAUGGACAAUUUGUCACAACCACCUUUCUCUAGCCAAGCCAAUUUUGGCACAGGCAACUUCUACAAUGACAAUUUGUUCAAUAACCAAGAUCCGAUGAUAGGUCUCCAGAGCAAUAUGGACAAUUUGUCACAACCACCUUUCUCUAGCCAAGCCAAUUUUGGCACAGGCAACUUCUACAAUGACAAUUUGUUCAAUAACCAAGACCCGAUGAUAGGUCUCCAGAGCAAUAUGGACAAUUUGUCACAAUCACCUUUCUCUAGCCAAAGCUACAACAACACCAACAACAUGGACGACACAUCAUACCAUUCAAACUUUAGCCAGGAUAACCUUAACAAUGGCAAUUUGUUUUAUGACAUAGACCAAGAGAACGGUCUCACGAGGAACAUGAACAAUUUGCCAUUAUCACCAGAGUUUAUCCAAGGCAAAGACUACACUGAGGACUCAUCACAUUAUUCACAAUUCAACGAGAGUGUAAUUCAACAUUCCGAACCUUUCAUGGAUGAUAAGUUUACAUACGGAAGGCAAGAAAAUCACCACCAAAGCAACAUAAGCAGCUGUUCAUCCUCAAGAGGAAUGUCCCCUACCACCAGCAGGAACAGCGCAACACAAGAAAACACAAACGAGAGCAACAUAAACAAUUGGCCACACUCAAGAGGGUUUGUACAUUUCACCAACAGCAACAACAGUGCCACCGUGUUGAAUAAUAUGCACACGGAAAAUAUACAUGAGAGACAUAGCACCACUGAGUCCAUAUUCACAGACGAUGAAGCAGACGACGCAUCAGAAGAGGAAGAGGAAGAUAUAUUUGAAAGAGAGCUUGUGGCACAACAAAAGGUAAUAGCAGAAAUAUUGUCCAGAAGGGCCGUGGCAGCACUUGCGGAAAGGAAAAGAAGAAAAGCACAGGCAGCUUUAUUGGCAAGGGAGGCGGUUGCGGCCACUGAGGCAAGGAAAGCAAGAAAAGCACAGGCAGCUCUAUUGGCAAAGGAGGCUGUAGCAACCACUGAGGCAAGGAAAGCAAGAAAAGCACAGGCAGCUCUAUUGGCAAAGGAGGCUGUAGCGAACACUGAGGCAAGGAAAGCGAGAAAAGCACAGGCAGCUCUAUUGGCAAAGGAGGCGGUUGCGGCCACUGAGGCAAGGAAAGCAAGAAAAGCACAGGCAGCUCUAUUGGCAAAGGAGGCUGUUGCGAACACUGAGGAAAGGAAAGCAAGAAAAGCACAGGCAGCUCUAUUGGCAAAGGAGGCUGUUGCAACCACUGAGGCAAGGAAGGAAAGGAAGGCAAAGGCAGCUCUAUUGGCAAAGGAGGCUGUUGCGAACACUGAGGCAAGGAAGGAAAGGAAGGUAAAGGCAGCGGUAUUGGCUAAAGAAGCCAAGGUCGUGCGUGAUGCUAAAGUCACUAUGGUAGCGAAGGCGGCUCUACUGGCAAGAGAAGCCGUGGCGUCCAAAGAGGCUAUGGCAGUAAAGGCGACUGCAUUGGCAAAUAUCAAGGAAGAAAUGGUAGUAGGCUCCAAGAAGAGAAGAAAAAGAGGCAUGCGAGAACAAGCAGAGACAACACAAGAAAAAGACAGCAGUGUUACGGAAAAAAUACCUGAACGUACUAGGAAGAUCAGAAGGAAAUUGGUGCAAGAGCCAACUAUUGGGAAAAAAGCCAAAGUGGAGGAAGUAGCCAAAGUCGAGGAAGAACCAAAGGUCAUAUUAGAAACCAAAUGCAAUGUCGAGCGAACAGAAUCUGAUUUGAAAACAAAUGUGAAUGUAGACACCUCAGUGAAAUUACCUAAGAAAAGGGUCCAUAGCAAAAUGACCAAUACACCAGAGGACAAUAACGAUUGGGUCGUAUUCAAGAAAAGGCGAACAGGUGAAGUGGACGAAAUGGAACUUUCAGAAAACACAAAUGGAGUUAAGAAUGAAACUGACGAGGCUAAGGAAACUGACGAAAGUAAGGACAGUAACAAAAAUAACGGAACUAAAGAAAAGAACACUGCAUUAGACACCAACAUUCAGACAAAUGGUAAAACACCUAAUAUCCCGAAAAAAGAAAUAGCCGAAGCGGAUGAAAAUUGUGCUAAAAAUGAAGAUGUGAAGAGCAAAAAAUUAACUUGUCCCAGGCGCGCAACCAGGUAUUCGACCAUAACCACAAGACAUGUGGGACAUUUUAAUUUAAGUAUAAAUAGAAAGCUAAUAAAAAAAAGAAACAUAGCAAAUAAAAAAAAAAAAAUCAAAAAAAGAAUUACGAAAAAUGAACGAAACACUAAAAGAGUACACAGGAAAGAAAAAAAGGCCAAGUUACAUCCGUUGCCCCAGACAUAA
Plasmodium coatneyi is the source of this 9057-nucleotide messenger RNA. RefSeq names its product Erythrocyte binding protein. The transcript is spliced from 4 exons. Bases 1 to 9057 code for a protein of 3018 amino acids. Lineage: Eukaryota; Apicomplexa; Aconoidasida; Haemosporida; Plasmodiidae. The record is from RefSeq and is a predicted model, not a curated record.